Molecule: messenger RNA, 327 nt
Organism: Lactuca virosa
Lineage: Eukaryota; Viridiplantae; Streptophyta; Magnoliopsida; Asterales; Asteraceae
Source: the annotation of a GenBank genome assembly
AUGAUCCUCUGCUGCCGAUUUGCUGUUGAUGCUUCCCACAUAAAAGGUGUAAAAUCGAUUAAUGGGAAAGAGAAACCGAGAGAAAUAAUUCUGGGAAGAAAUGUGCACACUACUUGCCUCGAGGUAACAGAGCUUGAUGCCGAUGAUGAGGUUACCGGAGAAAGAGAAUCUUAUAUGGCCAGCGUGUUGGCCAGAUAUAGAAAAUCCUUGCUCGAAAGGACAAAACAUCAUUUGGAGGGCAAUCUUCAUGGCAUACUAGUCUGGAGUGAAGUGUCUCCAAAGUUAAAGUAUCUUGAUUACAGCUUCAACAAAGAAUUAUUCUGUUAG